Molecule: messenger RNA, 1284 nt
Organism: Asparagus officinalis (garden asparagus)
Lineage: Eukaryota; Viridiplantae; Streptophyta; Magnoliopsida; Asparagales; Asparagaceae
Exons: 3
Coding region: 1-1284 (427 amino acids)
Source: RefSeq, a predicted model, not a curated record
AUGUGUCCACAUCACGGGUUGGAGGAUUGGCUCAUAAUUCAAACUUUCUACAUCAGUCUUCUCUACAACACAAGGAUGACCAUGGAUGCUGCAGCGGGUGGUGCAUUGAUGAACAAAAGUGUACGAGAUGCAAAACAACUCAUAGAGGAUAUGGCACAGAAUCAUUUCCAGUGGUCAGGUGAGCGCUCUUUACCCAAAAAUAGCGGGAGGUAUGAUGUAGAUGCAUUAGACCACAUUGCUUCUAGAGUAGAUGCUUUAUUUCAAAAUUUUGAUAAGAUGAGCAUGAAUUCAGUAGCAUCUAACUCUACUAACUGUGAAAUAUGUGGUAUCAUUGGACAUUCUACUGUGGAAUGUCAGAUUGGAAACUCCCCUUCCCCUGAUGCACCAUUAUCUGAAUAUAAUAAACAAAAUGAAGAAUUUAGAAGUCAGAAUAGAAUCAUGAGUGAUGCCAUCAAGAACCUAACUUCUAAGGUUGACUUUUUAGCCACCCAUAAUAAAAUGUUAGAGAAUCAGAUCACUCAAGUGGCCCAACAAUCUAGCUCAUCUUCCAGACCUUCCGGGAUGUUUCCUGGGCAACCUGAAACUAACCCAAAGGGAUCUAUUAAUGCCAUCACACUUAGGAGUGGAAAAGAGUUAGAGGGACCAAUGAUGAGGAAUGACCAUAAGGAUGUGGUUGAUGAGAAUGAGAAGUUAGUGUCAAGUGAGAAAGAGCACAGUAGUGAGAAAGUUGAGAGAUAUGUAGCACCUGCACCUUAUAAACCUCCACUACCCUUCCCUCAAAGGCAAGUUAAAGCUAAGUUGGAAAAACAGUUUGGGAAAUUCAUAGAAAUCCUUAAAAAAUUGCAUAUUAACAUCCCAUUUGUUGAAGCCAUUUCCCAAAUGCCAUCCUAUACCAAAUUCCUAAAGGAGAUUCUAUCAAAUAAGAGGCGAUUAGAGGAAUAUGAGACUGUAGCCUUGACCCAAGAGUGUAGCGACAUCAUACAAAAUAAACUACCACCUAAGCUUAAAGAUCCUGGCUCAUUUUCAAUCCCUUGCACAAUUGGUGAUAUGUCAAUUAAUCGUGCUCUAUGUGAUCUCGGUGCUAGUGUCAGUCUUAUGCCAUUGUCUAUAUGUAACAAGUUGCAGAUGGGAGACUUGAAGCCCACUACUAUCUCCCUCCAAUUGGCGGAUCGAUCGGUUAAACAUCCGGUAGGUAUAUUAGAGGAUGUACCCAUCCAGGUUGGAUUCUCAAAUCCCCAUUAUAUUGGGAAGACCUUUCCUUGCUACCGCUGGAGCGAUAAUUGA